AAAGGGGGCGUGGCGCCACUCGGGUUCUGGGGGCCGCGACUGGCGGGGGCGUCGCCGAGGGCACGCGGCCGUUGGUAAUGAGUGAAAGUGAGGAUGACUGGCUCUCUCUUAUGCCCACUGAACCCUUGCAAUCUCAGUGCUGUGGCAGCGGCUGCAAACCAUGUGUCUAUGAUGUGUAUCAGAAGGAGCUAGCCCAGUGGGAAGAAGCCAAAGCAAAGAAAGACAGAAGCCUCCUGACCAAACAGAAGGAGGAGAGUAGUAAUUCAGAAUUAAAUCCAGAUACAUUUACUGCUUUCAAGAUAAGCUCUGUGGAACAGCUAACAGAGGACACCUACCAGUAUAAAUUUGAGCUGCCAGGAAACAGCAGCCUGGGAUUGAGUUUAGGACAACAUAUUGUGUUAAGAGGGAUGGUGAAUGGUUUGGAGGUUCAGAGAGCUUAUACUCCAGUUAGCCCUGUAAACGCUGAAGGAUACUUUGAAGUUUUAAUAAAAUGCUACAAGGCUGGGCUAAUGUCACAAUAUAUAAAAUCCUGGAUUGAAGGAGACACAGUCUUUUGGCGAGGGCCAUUUGGAGGCUUCCCAUAUAGCCCUAAUCAGUAUGGAGAACUUCUUAUGCUUGCCUCUGGAACUGGCAUAGCACCAAUGCUCCCCAUUCUCCAGUACAUAACAGAAAAUGAAGAUGAUGAAACCUUUAUAACCCUGGUUGGUUGCUUCCGGACUUUUGAAAAUAUUUACUUGAAACCUCUUCUCCAAGAUCAGUCUCGAUACUGGAACGUCAGAACAUGUUACGUCCUUAGCCAGGAAUCUUCCCUGGAAAAACUUCCUUGGAGCUAUCAAGAAAACACACACACUGGCCAUAUAACUGAGAACUUGAUUAAGAAAAUGAUAAAUUCCUGUAGAAGAAAGCCAUUUGUGCUGAUUUGUGGCUCGGUAGCAUUUAAUGAAGAUAUGACUAGAUGUCUGAAAGCCAUAGGACUCAAAGAGGAUUCCUAUUUUGUAUUUUAGCAGUGUGUUCCAGACCGGCUUCCUCUGAAAAGAAAUGCAGACCAAGCAUGCACCUGUUUGCUGUUUCCUAUGCAAACAUCAAUUUGAACUUGUCCUUUGACCUAUUUGGGUUUCUCGUGCAUAUAUUUUCAUAUGCUUUUGUAUAAAAUAUUUUAUAUAGUGUCUUUAAUAUAAUUCUUAAUAUAUUGUUUUAAAAAUCCCUCUAGGCUAGCUGACAAUAACGUGGCACAGCUAGGAAAGAGGAGAAUGAAGGUGGGAGCAGUAACUCAAAAUUUCAUGAAAGAGACAUUUAGCAUUACUUUUAUCUCAUUUUUUUGUGUCAUCACUUUCAUUUUGUAAUUAAAAAGGAGAAGGUAAGUAACUGCUCUGAUCUGUGCAUCAUUGUCACAGUACUAACACCCUGAAAGCCAUUUGGGUCUACCAUGUCACUGUACUAUUGGGAACUCUUAAUCCAGAGGUUAUUGCCAUAAGAGACUUUAAAUGUAUGUCUACACUGCACAAAAGACCAGGUUUGAACCUGAGCCCUGUAGACGUGCCCUUCGUUGCUCGCGGCACAAAUUCGUGAGAGACCACUCUUUCAAACACCAGUGCCCUUUUAUUUCCUUGUAUUUUCCCACCACCACUUAUAUAUAGCUUUAUACAGUUUGCUGUCAGGCAGGUAGCCCCUUGGGGAACAGCUUGGUCUUACAGCUAGCUGGGAGCAACAGGUCCUCACUUUCCUGUUCCUCCCUUUCUACUUCCUUCCUGCUAGCUUUAUAGGCCUUCCCCCAUCAAGCUCACAGGUGUCUCUCCUUUAGGGCUUUAAUCAGCCACAGCCUGUCAGCUCCUAUCUCUUCCCCUUACUGGGAGGCUAGCAGGCUCUGAGCUAACAGGGGCUGAGUCAGUGCCUUUUGGCCAGCACCCUGUUACAAGCCCCCAUUCCAAAUCAGUCUGAUUUAGGUCAGCAAGCACUCAGGGCACAGGUCCUAGGGCCUUAAUAGGGCAGUGGGUCAGAGCCUGACUCCUGCUGUGACUCCAGUCCAAGCCCUCUCCUUUUGCAACGUGAACACAGGUCAAACCACAGAUCCAAGUCAGAAGGUCUGCAUAGCGUAAUAGCAUUGAUGCGUUAACAUGGCUGUGAGACCUGGAUCCAGCACUUGUAAAGCCGGGUUUACAUAGCAGUGUGGAUGCUCAAACACAGGCUUGGAAACACCGAGUCCAUGAGCCCGGGUCCCGCAGACCUGGGUUUACAAUGCAGUUAGACAUACCCUAAUACUUCUGGUCACUGGGCAUUAUGAAGCCUUGCCCCAGGAUGUGUUGAUGCACUGGUAUGGGUUUGCACGGUGUACCCAAAAAACGUAAAUUCCUUUAUCAUUUGUGUACAACACUUCACGUGGAGAAUAAAAAUGUAUCCUAAAAAUCUA
Messenger RNA from Trachemys scripta elegans, 2407 nucleotides. RefSeq names its product NADH-cytochrome b5 reductase-like (gene CYB5R5). The coding region runs from base 78 to 1004 and encodes 308 amino acids. The transcript has 7 exons. The record is from RefSeq and is a predicted model, not a curated record. NCBI's taxonomy places the organism in Eukaryota, Metazoa, Chordata, Testudines, Emydidae. Gene Ontology annotation, molecular function: oxidoreductase activity.